Molecule: messenger RNA, 5170 nt
Organism: Corticium candelabrum
Lineage: Eukaryota; Metazoa; Porifera; Homoscleromorpha; Homosclerophorida; Plakinidae
Product: tyrosine-protein phosphatase Lar-like
Exons: 31
Coding region: 260-4936 (1558 amino acids)
Biological process (GO): peptidyl-tyrosine dephosphorylation involved in inactivation of protein kinase activity
Cellular component (GO): signaling receptor complex
Molecular function (GO): protein tyrosine phosphatase activity; protein binding
Source: RefSeq, a predicted model, not a curated record
CAAGGCCACCGGUUAUCCAAUUCCGCAUAUUAAAUGGUCGUUUCAAGGACGGAAAACGGUUACUGCCAAACCAGAGGUAAAAGGAAAUACAUCGAUAAAAAGUUCUAUUGAAAUUGUAAACGUUAAUGCGUCCAAACAUGGGGGAACGUACUAUUGUACAGCCAGUAACACUUUUGGAACAAGGGUAGUCAACGCUACUGUUAACGUUGCUCUUCGUGUUGAUGGACCAGUAGUAGUAGGAUCAUAUUCACCUAACGUCAUGUACGGUCAAUCAUUAACUUUGGGUUGCUGGAUUUACGGUUACCCGCUGCCUUCUAUUCAAGUCACUAAAGUAGCCAACACUAUCUUUCUAUCAAGAAAUGAAACCUCGCUAAGUGGAAAUCAAAUUGCUAAUGGCAAGACAUCUCUACUAAUGGAAUUUACAAUCCAAAACGUUACAGUAAAUGAGUCCGGUUCGUAUUCAUGUCAAACAAAUCUCACAAACGAAAAAGACGUUCUGCAAAGAAACCUUACUGUAAACGUGUCACCUCACUUUACUAAAGAACCAGAAAAUGUUGAAUUUACUGAAAACUCUCAGGCAAGCCUUAACUGCUCUGCAGUUGGUAGACCUCCACCUACUAUUAGAUGGUUACGCAACUCAUCGGAAAUCGAGAGCACUGAAACAGUCAUCAUUACAAACAGCAGUCAAAACGUUACUACGAUGUCAUUCUUAAAAUUAAAACACGUAUCACGAUCGUACAUCGGGAAAUACAGAUGUGUUGCUACUAAUGAGGUGGGAUCACAGAAGUCGCAAACGGCAGAGCUUGACGUGUUUUAUCUUCCUGAAGUAUCAGCUAGCCCAAAGUCAGUUAUUCUUCAGACCAACAACAAUACGUCUUUCAGUUUAAAAUGUGUGGGUAAAAGCAAACCCCGUCCAACCGUGCAAUGGCAGUGGAAGAAAUACGACAGUGAACAAAAGCGUGAUGUUGAUGUAGACACAAAAAGAAUACACGUGACAGACACGUAUGUAGAACCUACAUUCAAUCUUGAGAUUACAUUCAGUCACAGUUUUGUCAACGAUUCUGGAACAUAUUAUUGUCAUGCAUCCAAUGCAGUAGGAAAUACGAUCUCAAACGCCACAAGUGUUACAGUCAAAGGUCCUCCAGUUCAAGUAGAAAAAGUGACUGUGGUAAAUAGGACUGCAACAAAUAUUACAAUAAAGUGGAAGAAACCAUUUGAUCAACACAGCGAUAUCACUCAUUACGUCAUUUAUGUCAAUGCUACGAACGACCCAACCAAACGUUAUGCUUUACGAUUGAAUGACAUCUCAUCUACUAUUUUAGUUGUGUCUUCUCUCAAACCUUUCACUCGCUAUUCCAUCAACAUACAAGCCGUCAACGAUAUCGGUGUGAGUCCUUCCAGUGACAACUAUUUUGCAACGACUAUUGCUGCUGCACCCAGCCAAGCUACUAUUGUAUCUGUUGAAGUUUUUUCAUCUACGGGUAUUUCAAUUUCAUGGAAACCGCCAGAAAAUCCAAAUGGAAAUAUUUCGUUCUAUCGAGUCUACUAUAAUUCGUCAUCAGUUGAUAAGGAGAUCGUAAUUAGAGACGAACUGUCUACAAAUAUCACAAAUCUCCAAAAAUUUACAAGCUACGUACUCUUUGUUACUGCCGUCAACAUAGUAGACAAUGAAGAACUUGAAGGACCAAAAAGCGAAUCUAUUCAGAUAAAAACUUUAGAAGAUGCACCUUCUGCACCACUCGACGUCUCUGUAGAACUGGUCUCAAACGACCCAUAUCGUCUGACUGUUAAAUGGAAACCACCUGCCUUAAGAAAUGGCAACAUACGGAAUUACAAGAUAUUCUAUCGAGAUAGUAGUGGGAAAGGCAAUGAAAGUCUACAACAACUGACAGUCAAUGCUACAAGUAAGAGAGCAGAAAUCAGUGGAUUGAUUGCGUUCACUAAAUACACAGUUCAAGUACAAGCUUUUACAAAAAGACCUGGUAAUCUCAGUCAGGAGCAGUUUGGAGUAACGGAUCAAGGAAUUCCAAGUAAACCAUUAUCGCUACAAGCAUCAAACAUAACAGCUAGAUCUCUUCAGUUAUCGUGGGAAGAGCCAAUGGAAAAAAGAGGAAACAUCAUACGUUAUAAGAUACAUAUUUUGGGAAGUAAAAGCUACAUUGAGCAACGGCAAACAAAGUUUGUUACAGUAAACGAAACAUUCGAUGUCACUCAGAGUCUUCCCAACGGCGACUUUGCUAAGUUGAUUUCAAAUCUGCAACCUGAUGUUGAUUAUGAAGUGUCAGUUGUAGCCUACACUAUCAAGGGAUCUGGACCUAGCAGCAACAAAUUUUCAACCAAAACUAAAAUUGCAGCGCCAGUGGAACCUCAACUACCCCCAUCAAAUGAAACUAUUGCAGGAAACUCAAUCAAAGUUCACAUUACUCAGCCUUCUACUAUCAACGGAGAAAUUGGAUUUGUUGAAAUUUUAGUGGCUAAGCUUCGCACUGGUGCAACACAUUCGACUGUAAAUUUCAACGAUGCCAUGGCUCCUUAUUCCACUCCAAUACCUCUGAACACACCCUACAUUGCAGCACGAAUUAACUAUGCCCAACUUUCAAACGAAUUUACUAUUGGAGACGAGAAAGAACACAACGGGUUUUACAAUGGUCCACUAGAACGAGGUUUUGAUUACGCCUACAGUAUCAGGGCAAUCUCCAAAGACGAUGACAAGCUUUGGAGCACAAGCGAAGCAUUAACCAUAAGUUUACCUAGUGAAACGAAAAGCUCUCUUGCACCGAUUGUUGCUACUAUUGUUGUCCUAAUUAUUGUUAUCUUGGUAAUCAUUCUUAUAGUUAUCAUCUGGAAAAGAAAAGUUACGCGUGCAAAGCAAGGACUUUCAGGAACUGAAUUAGAUGUGUUCGACGGUCCAACACUGACGGCAACUGAUGAUAAAGUUUCAUCUAUCUUGGGAGAAGUGACACUGUUGAAAGUUGACGUUGAUGGUGCGCCUUCACCGAGAGUGACAUGGCGUUUCCAGGGACAAGAAAUUCCUGCAUAUUCUGAGCGAUACAGGAUCCUCGGAAACGGCUGGCUAGAAAUUGCAGAUGUUCGUGGCACGGACUAUGGCACAUAUGAUUGCCAUGCUACAAACGUUGCAGGCACAGCCAGAUGCCAAAUAAAACUUGAAAUACAAAUGCCGUUACACGGUCCUAGGCCGGUUUCUGGUGAAGAGUUUGAAAACUAUGUUGCAGAGAUGCAUGCUAACUCAAACUGGGGCUUCUCCAGCCAGUAUUCAAUGCUGGGUAGAGGUAGCAAUCAAUCCUGCACUGCUGCAAGACUUGAAAUCAAUAGAAACAAGAACAGAUACGGAAAUAUUGUUCCCUAUGAUCACAGUAGAGUUGUUCUUGAAGGAACUUCUGGCACAGACUACAUCAACGCUUCCUUCAUGGACGGGCCUGAUGCUCCAAAGGGUUACAUAGCUGCUCAGGGACCGAUUGAUAACACUGUGUACGAUUUCUGGAGAAUGGUAUGGGAGAAAAAUAUCAAGAGUAUUGUCAUGGUGACAAACUUAGAAGAAAAAGGAAAGGCAAAAUGCUCAAAGUACUGGCCAGAUGACGUCAGUGUUUUCAAAGAUAUUACGGUUCGCGUCUCACGAGUAAUGUCAGUAUCUGAGUUUGACGUUCGAACUCUGGUCCUUGAGCGGGAUGGAUGCGAUACAGGAAGAACUGUAAUGCACUUUCAUUUCACUGGCUGGCCAGAUCACGGGGUUCCUAAAUAUCCAACAUCAUUACUGAGUUUGAUCAAACUUGUUAGAUCACACCACGAAAAAUUUGACGAAAGAAGCCCCGCUGUUGUUCACUGCAGCGCUGGAGUCGGACGAACUGGAACAUUCAUUGCUGUGGAUUACUCCCUGAAGAGAUUAGAAAUGGAAAAUCAAGCAGAUAUUUUUAGCUGCAUUACCGCAAUGAGGGAAAAUCGACCAUCAAUGGUCCAAACCGAGGAUCAAUACAUUUUUUGCCAUGAUGCUGUGCUGGAGUACAUUCUAUGCAAUAACACAGGCGUUGCACCAUACAACCUAAGAGCCCGCAUGAAGAAACUCUAUAGUACCGAUGAAGAAACUGGACUUACAGGCUAUGAGCAACAAAUGAAACUACUCGUGAAAGUGACUCCUGAUACGUCCAACUUCACGACAAUGCAAGGCUCUAAUGCAGCAAAUAAGAAAAAGAAUCGCUACAAAGAAUGUCUUCCACCCGAUAUUUGCCGGGUUCAGCUAUCUCCAAUUGCAGGGAAACCGGAUUGCUCAUACAUUAAUGCCUGUCUGCUAGACGGAUAUCGCAGGCGUCUGAUGUAUAUUACCACUCAAGCACCAAUGGAGACCACUAUUCCUGAUUUUUGGCGCAUGGUUUGGGAGAGGCAGUGCAGUGCUAUUGUGAUGCUGACUUUGACAGAAGAAAACGGAAAAGAGAUGUCAGCUACUUACUGGCCCACCAGUUCUGUCUUAGAAGUUGGCAAUCUUUCUGUCAAACUUGUCAGUCAAACGUUGUUUAAAGGCUAUACAGUCCGGACAUUGUCUCUGACUUGCAAAGAGCAAGGAAGUCGGUCUGUAGUGCAAUUCCACAUCACAAACUGGCCUCAUCACCAGUGCCCAUCAAGCUCGGCAACUCUUCUUGAGGUAAUGGGAAAGCUACAGAAAACACAGCAAACAACAGGAGACACUCCAAUUGUCGUCAUGUGCAACAAUGGAGUUGAUCGAGCUGGAACUUUCUGUGCCAUUGACAUUGCAUUGGAAAAGCUAAAAUGUGAGCAUGUGGUUGACAUCUUUCAGGCAGUCAAAGGCCUUCGUACACAAAAUCCAAAUUUUGUUCAAGACAAGGAUCAUUACAUUUUCUGCUACACUGUUGCUUCACAUUAUCUUGAUUCAUUUGAUACUUAUGCAAAUUUCAAAGACCUUUGACUCUGGCUGACAUUUGUUUGCUAUUAUAUCGGUCUUCUGUGUUUGGUGAGCUGUGAGUAAGUCUCACAACAUGAACUUAGCAUUUAGGCAUUUUAAAUUUGGACGUUUUCUUGCAAUGACAUUGCAGGUACUUUUUGUCUGCUGAAACAAGUUAUUAUUAAUCAAAAAAAGGAAAUGCUUCCUGCAUGUCAGUCUCGCACACAUCUCAGGAUCUGAUAAAAAAAUGUACUCACU